AUGGCAGCGCAACAAGGGCCACAUGCCCUCAAGACCUCCCUCCCCGAAACAUUCGCAGCCAUGAACGCUCAACAACCCCCACCUUCAUAUGAACACCCAUCACAAGAACAACAAGACAAAUAUCUACAAGGCCGCCCCGGUGCGACUCAGCAGCACCUGGAAAUUGCCCUACAGCAUGCGCAACAGAUUCAAACUCAAAAGGACGCCGAAGAUGUAAUCUUGAACCACAUUCUCGACCUCCUCGACCUCCCCUCCUCCCCCUCCGCCAACCCUGCCACGCCCACCCAAGAAGACGCCAACAAAUUUAAAUUCUCCCUAAUCCCCUUUCGACCAAGCGACUACGAUAACCUCAUUCUCGAACGCAACUACGGAGAUCUUUGCGGGUAUACGCUAUGCCCGCGCAAACACCGCAAGCAGAACCACGCCCCUGGAGGCGGCUUCCAAUUCAAAUACGGGCCCAAGGGGAGCGGUCCCGGCGGUCGAGGGCGCAGCGUGGACAUCGUACCGCAAGACCAGGUCGAGAAGUGGUGUUCAGACGCAUGUGCGGAGCGCGCUCUUUGGAUCAGAGUCCAGUUAUCUGAAGAGCCGGUCUGGGAGCGACGGGGCGACAAUACACGCGGCACAAAUAUUUUGCUUUUGGAAGAAGCGCGCGCGAAACGUCUUCUGGCACCGGCGGCUACGGGCACGGUUUCUGGGGUGGUGGAUGAGAUGAAUAAUCUAAUGCUUGCGAACGGGGAUCGGUCUCGUGAGCUUGCGAUGGAACGCGGCGAUACAAGUUCUGUGAAUCGCAAUGGCCGGUUGCCCAUUACAUUGCAGGAGAAUGCGUCCGGGAAUCAUCGUUCAGGCGCUCCGCAGAUGCGUCCAGAUGAUGUGACCGGAGGGUCCAUUGAGGGUUAUGUUCCCAGGCAGGACAGAUCUGUAGACCAAGAUGGUGAUAUUGAUCUUUUUGAUCAGAUCUGA
Messenger RNA from Penicillium olsonii, 960 nucleotides. The record is from the annotation of a GenBank genome assembly. Lineage: Eukaryota; Fungi; Ascomycota; Eurotiomycetes; Eurotiales; Aspergillaceae.